AUGGAUACAUUAAAAACAACUUAUAAAUAUCAAGAGUUUGAUCCUAUUUUUAUAGGAGGCACAAGUGCUACAAUAUCUCUGAAUGGUGAAAUAUUAGCAACUCCAUUAAAUGAAGAUAUAAUAAUAACGAACUUAAAAACAAAUGAAAUAUUACAUAAAAUAGAAGGAGAUGGUGAAACAAUAACAAAUCUUCAAAUUACACCAGAUGGAACAAGAUUAGCAAUAAAUUCGUUAUCCCAACAAUUAAGAAUAUAUGAUUUAACCACCAACACACUUAUAAAAUCACAUAAAUUAUCAUCUCCAAUCUAUAUGUCUACUGUUGAUUCAAUGUCUACUAUUUUUGCAUUUGGUGGUUCUGAUGGUAUUAUAACAAUAUGGGAUAUUGAAAAUAAUUACAUUACUCAUAGUUUAAAAGGACAUGGAAGUACAAUCUGCUCAUUGAAAAUUUAUGGUGAGUUGAAUAAUUUAAAUAAUUGGAGAUUGGCAAGUGGUGACAUUAUGGGAACUGUUAAAAUUUGGGAUCUAGUAAAAAGAAAAGCUAUUCAUCUGUUGACUGAUCAUAAUACGGCAGUUAGAGGAUUAGAUUUUAAUCAUGAUGGAAGUUUAUUUUUAAGUGGUGGUAGAGAUUCAUUUUUAAUUAUAUAUAAUACGAAAAAUUAUAAAACGUUAUAUACGUUCCCAAUUGAUGAACAAAUUGAAGCUUCAGGGUUUGUUGAAAUACAAGGAAGGGAAUUUUUCUACACUGGUGGAUCAAAUAAUCUACUUAAAGUAUGGGAUAUUGAAAGCGGUGACUUAAUAAUGAGUUCGAAAACACCAUUGAAAACAAAUGAAGAAAUAUUAAUUAGUGAUGUAAUAAAACUCGAAAAGAAUAAUAUGUUUUUAGUGCUUAGUGAUCAAACACUCGUUGAAAUGGAAAUUGAAAAUGAUUCGGUGGUCGUUGUUAAACGUAUAGCUGGAAAUCAAGGUAUUAUUGCAGAUAUGAAAUAUUGUGGUCCUAAUAAGUCAUAUAUAGCAAUGGCUACAAAUUCACCAGCAUUAAGAAUAACAAAUUUAUCAAAACCUUUGGAAUUGAAAUUAUAUGAAGGUCAUACUGAUUUAUUAAAUGCUUUAGAUGUUUCAAAUGAUGGAUAUUGGGUAGCAACAGCUUCAAAAGAUAACGAAGCAAUAAUAUGGAAAUGGAAUGAAAACAUUUCCGACUUUGAAUUAUAUACUAAGUUUCAAGGUCAUGCUGGUUCAGUUUCUGCUAUUAGUUUUAAUAAAUCAACUCAAGAACCUAAAUUUUUGAUCACUGGUCUGAAUGAUUUAACUAUAAAGAAAUGGAAAAUACCAACUACCAAAACUCCAAUUAUCAAAUCUUCAAUUUUUACAAGGAGAGCACACGAUAAAGAUAUUAAUUCAAUUGAUGUUUCUCCAAAUGAUGAAUAUUUCGCAACUGCAUCAUACGAUAAAGUUGCAAAAAUUUGGAAUUUUGAUUCGGGUGAAAUUUUAGCAAUUUUAAAAGGUCAUAAACGUGGAUUAUGGGAUAUAAAUUUUUUCAAAUUUGACCAAAUUGUAGUUACUAGUUCUGGUGAUAAAACAAUUAAAAUAUGGUCAUUAAAGACAUUUAAAUGUUUGAAGACAUUUGAAGGUCAUACAAAUUCAAUACAAAAAGUUCAAUGGUUCAACACAAUAAAUAAUCCACAGAUAAUUAGUUGUGGUGCAGAUGGAUUAAUUAAAAUCUGGGAUUAUAAAGCAGGUGAAUGUGUUAGGACUUUAGAUAAUCAUGAUAAUCGAAUUUGGGCAAUGGAUGUGAAAACUGAUGAAGGUGAUCAAUUCAUAACUGCAGAUGGAGAAGGUAGGAUUAAUUUAUGGGAAGAUAAUACAAUUGAAGAGAUCAAACUCAAAGAAUUAAAAGAAAAGGAGAAAAUAGAACAAGAACAAACGUUAUCCAACUACAUUAACUCCAAUGAUUAUCAAAAUGCAUUCCUUUUAGCAUUAAAUUUAAAUCAUUCUAUGAAAUUAUAUAAUAUAAUUCAAAAAUGUAUCGAACAAAACACCGACAAGGAUUCAAUAAUUGGUUCAUUUCAAUUGGAGAAUACUAUAAGUAUGUUGAAUAACGAUCAGUUGAUUUUGUUAUUUAAGAAAAUGAGAGAUUGGAAUAUAAAUUUUAAAUUUUUCGAUCAGUGUCAGAAACUAAUGAGUGUUGUUUUGAAAAGGAAAGAGAUGAGUGAAUUGAUUGAAAUUCCUGGUUUGAUUAAGGUUAUUGAUUCUAUUAUUCCUUAUAACGAACGACAUUGGGGUCGAGUUGAAGAUAUAGUUGAGAAUUGUUAUAUUUUGGACUAUACUGUUGAACAGAUGAAUAAAUUGAUUGCGUAA
Insectozyma verbasci is the source of this 2355-nucleotide messenger RNA. The record is from the annotation of a GenBank genome assembly. NCBI's taxonomy places the organism in Eukaryota, Fungi, Ascomycota, Pichiomycetes, Serinales, Debaryomycetaceae.